Messenger RNA from Penicillium chermesinum, 933 nucleotides. RefSeq lists its product as uncharacterized. The transcript is spliced from 2 exons. The record is from RefSeq and is a predicted model, not a curated record. NCBI's taxonomy places the organism in Eukaryota, Fungi, Ascomycota, Eurotiomycetes, Eurotiales, Aspergillaceae. The coding region runs from base 1 to 933 and encodes 310 amino acids.
AUGGGUUAUAUUGACCACGAGAGAAGCAUGUCCGAUCUUCUUGAGACGCCGGGACGCCAAUUGAAACAGCGUCCAGAACUCAAUCCUGAUAUUAGCGCAAUAAAGCUCACAUUACUCUAUCGGCAGCUAGCCAAUAUUGUCUCUUCUCUAUCUACAUUAUCUGCGAGCCGAAUUGGAUCUCUGAGGCAAUCUGGUAAAUCAGCGUGGGAAGUGGCAUAUCGACCACUAUCUAUGUCUAUGAACCAAGUUGUGCGCCUAGGGACACUGCCUCGGUCCGAACUUCCUACUACGACCUAUGAUAAAGCGCCUUUAUAUUUUGAAGCCCUGGCGGAGCUACACCUUUCACAUCUUAAACAUCAAAGGAACAAUGCUAUAGACUCGGCUGACGACUGCCGACACGAAAGAGUCGCUGGGGUAAUAGACUGGGAGUUUACCUAUACCGCGCCAGCCGAGUUUACUUAUGCUCCACCCUGGUGGCUUCUUCUAGAAACGCCAGAAUAUUGGAGUAAGGGUCUAGAUGACUGGUGUACAAAAUAUGAGAAAUGGCUUCCGAUGUUUCUUCAGGCAAUAGUGGAGUGCGAAGAGAAAGCGUGCCAGAAUCAGAACGGACGACUCCAAGAAAGCCAGCGACUCUCGAGUCAGAUGCGACGUAGUUGGGAGAGCGGAGGCUUUGGGAUCAAGUGUGCUGCAAAAAACAAUUUUGCCUUUGAUGCCACCUAUUGGAACAAGAUCGAUCAGCGGUUCUUCGGCUUCAAUAAAUCUGACGACAAUAUAUGUGAUAUAUGGAAGAAAAGACGUGAUCUCUUGGAACCUGAAGAAACGGAAAUCAUGGAAAAGUACGUGAAUUUGAAGCUUCAGAAGAAUGAGACAAGGGUUCUCUCUUGGGACCCAGAUGAAUACACCAUAGGAUACAUGGCCAAGAUGAAAACUUGA